UGCUCAUCUGGAUAUCCCAGCAAAGCGUAUAGGCUUGGGGGCGAGGGGAGGGGAAAGGAACGAAGUUAGUCAGGAGAGUCCUGUGCAAUAACCUUCCCCUUCUCCAUUAAGAAGACUCAGGGAAGAGUCUUGAAGAGCAAAUUGUGGAUUCUGCCAGUAACAAGUUUCAAGUUUUGGACGAACUGGAUUUCUUGGGAUUAAUGUUAUCGUUACUGAGUGGAACUAUCGAUUGUUUGUAGGUUGGCACUGAAGGGAGGAACCAUGAGGGUCAUCUUGUCCUCCCUUGUGCUGCUGACCAUCUGCUCUGGUCAUGGGGGUCAGCUGGCAUCUGCUGAAGGUAUGAACUGUCCAUCCCUGCAGGUCGAGGACUGGAAGUUUCCACAGACAGCCAGACACAACAUCACUGGUUUCAAUCUGGUGCGGCGUUUGUCCCUGCUGAAGAACAGUGAGGUGAAGAAGAUUCGUAACCCACGAGGGCCAGUCAUUCUUCGCCUCGGGAAGGUCCGCCUCAUCCAGCCCACUGAUCAUGUGUUUCCUCACGGCCUGCCUGAGGAGUUCACGCUGGUUUUCACUCUGCUGCUGAAGAAGAAGAGUCUGCGGGAAAACAUCUACCUUUUCCAGAUCUCAGAUAAGCAGGGAUACCCUCAGCUCUCACUGGACCUGAAUGGGCCUGAAAGCACACUGGCCCUGCGUGCGGGCUCCGCAGAUGGCAGUGGCGUGCCUGUAGGGUGCGUGUUCGACGGAGAGGUUGUGCAGUCUCUGCUGGACCUGAGCUGGCACAAGGUGGCAUUGAGUGUGCAGAAGAGGGCUGCCUCGUUGCAUGUGGACUGCGGCACCAUCGAGACCCAUCCCUUGGAGCCCCGCGGUGCAGUGCCCACCACAGGCCACACGUUGCUGGCCUUGAGGGCAAGGGACGCCACCCCUGUGGAGAUGGAUAUUCAGCAGGUGAUGGUGUACUGUGAUCCCUCUUUGGCCAUCCAGGAGGCCUGCUGUGAGAUUCCUGGAGCUCGGUGUCCCCCAGAUGCACCCAAGAGUCGACGAGCAGCAGAAAAUCUGGUUGAGUUUGUUCCCAAUCCCAUUAACCAGGCAAUUCAUGGAUCAAAGGAAUUGACAGAAAAAUGUGCUGGCUGUGUAUUGGUCAGUGAGCAAGAGAAUGUGGUCCAGGAAGGACAAACUGGCCUUAAAGGAGAGAAAGGAGACCCGGGUGUGGACUGCACAUCAACUGAAGCUCCUGGUCGCUGCUCGGAAGGAGUGAAGGGGCAGAAAGGGGAGAAGGGGGAGUCGGCCCUGUCUGGAAACUGGGGGGAAGCUAUAGGAAUUAAGGGUGAUAAAGGAAAGAAGGGUGAAACUGGAUCCCCAGGUCUGACUGGAAGUCCAGGCAAAGACGGCCGGGCUGGCUCCAUUUGUGUGGUGGGUCCCAAGGGCCAGAAGGGAACUCCAGGCACAGUUGGUCCAGAGGGAUUAGCAGGCGAGCCAGGAUUACCAGGACCUCCUGGACCACCUGGAUUGGGCAAACCAGGACCACCCGGGAGCCCAGGUGGGCCUCCGGGAUCAAAAGGAGACAAAGGGCCAAGAGGCCCAGGGGGACCUAAAGGAGAAAAGGGUGACCCAUGUGAAGUGUGUCCAGUACUGCCUGCAGGUUUUAACAAAGGAGAUCCAGUGGCUCCAGGCAUUGGACAGAAGGGUGAACAUGGCUCUCCAGGAGAAGAUGGUGAGAGGGGCGAAAAGGGAGACUCCGGGUCAAACGGGGCCAAAGGGGAAAAGGGUGAGCCGUGUGCUGUGUGUCCUACCCUUGGUGAAAUUCCUGCUAGUAUUUUUACUCAGACUCAGAAGCUGAAGGGAGAGAAAGGAGAUCCAGGGAUUGGAGAAAAAGGGGAACAGGGUAAUGCUGGCGGCAAGGGCAGUGAGGGGAGAAUAGGGAAGCCUGGUCCAAGAGGUCCCAGUGGCAAGGAUGGACAGAAAGGAGAAAAGGGAGACUCGUGUGGUGUGUGCCAAACCACUGGCUCUGAGGUGGGAGGAGGCCCCACCACUAUAAAGGUGGCAGGGGAACCUGGACCACAGGGGCCCCCAGGGCCCCCAGGAGAGGCAGUGGAGGGCAAACAGGGACCUCCUGGCCUUCAAGGACUAAAAGGGGAAAAAGGUGACCAGGGCCUACAGGGCGACCCAGGAACUGCUGGAGCUUCAGGUGCCCCAGGACUGCCUGGUGUGCCAGGAAGAGACGGCCUUAAUGGACUCAAAGGAGAAAAGGGCGAUGCAUGUGACAGCUGUCCAUCAAUCCCUGAGGGGCAGAAUAAUGUGGUGGGCUUCCCUGGGCCCAAGGGAGAGAGAGGAGAUCCAGGUCCACCUGGUGAAGGGAGAGCAGGGAAACCUGGUAAGCCAGGUCUGCCAGGUGUCCAGGGCCCCCCAGGACCUAAAGGAAGUCAGGGUGAUACUGGACCUGUAGGAAUUGGUCUGCCAGGACCUCAGGGUGAAGCAGGAGUGAAAGGUGUUCCUGGAGCUGCUGGUCCUGUAGGACCCCAGGGCCCACCUGGGCUGCUCGGGCCAGCUGGAGAGAGGGGCCUGAAGGGUGAGACUGGUCCCCCAGGACCUCAGGGACCGAUGGGUGUCGGCGUGGCUGGACCCCCGGGCAAGGAAGGUGUUCCAGGUCUGCCUGGAAUCCCUGGGGAAGAUGGGAGACCGGGAGCCAGUGGUCCUAAGGGUGACAAGGGUGAACCAGGAGAGUGCAACUGUCUGCAUUCUCCCUUCCCAGGAGCUGGAGGACCUGGUGCUCCUGGUGGUGGGAACAUGUUGCAGGUGGGUCCUCAGGGGCCUCCAGGACCUCCAGGCCCCCCAGGUCCCCCAGGGCCCCAGGGCUUCAUAGGUACUCCAGGCCCACAGGGUCUCCCUGGCAACGAUGGCUUACCAGGGCAACCGGGUCUGCCCGGCCAAGCAAAUCCCCUUCUAAAGGAUGAUACUUCCUCUGACUUAAAGGUGCAGUGUGAGGACUGCUCCCAGGGCCUGCCAGGCGUACCUGGUGUACCCGGUGUGCCUGGCCCUAAGCCUGAGAAGCCAGAACAGGGCAAGCCCGGCGUCAUUGAUUUGGAUGACUGUGAGAGGUGUUUAGAGAAGCUACAGAAGGAGGAACCACCACGAGGGACGACAAACAGCAACAAUGCUUGUGUAGGUGUGCCAGGGACACCCGGUAUCCCAGGGCAACCAGGGAUCAAAGGAGAUCCGGGUGAGAGAGGUGAAAGGGGCCCUCCUGGUCUUCCUGGUAGCCCCGGUAAUAUUGGUUUCCCUGGUCCUCAAGGCUCACCUGGCCUAACCGGUCAACAAGGUGAAAGAGGCUCAGAUGGGCUUCCUGGACAAAAAGGGGAACAAGGCCCACCUGGAACUCCUGGAUACCCAGGAACUAUGGGACCACCUGGGCUUCCUGGACUGAAAGGAGAGCGAGGCAGCCCAGGUGGCAUGGGGCAGAAAGGAGAGUCGGGCCCACCAGGACUUCCGGGUUACCAGGGACCACCAGGCCCAGCUGGUCCCAAGGGGGAAGCAGGAUUAUCAGGACCCAUGGGACCAAAGGGGGAUCAGGGCUUCCCAGGACCACCUGGAUUCCCAGGACAGCAGGGCCCACCAGGUUUCCCAGGAAAAAUUGGUCCUACUGGAGCCCCAGGGCCAAAGGCAGAGCCGGGCAGCCCUGGGGCACAGGGGCCACAAGGCCCUCUAGGGCCCCCUGGACCUCCAGGAAGCCCAGGCAUACCGGGUCCUCCUGGGACAGAUGGCCUUGAUGGGAAGGAUGGAAAGCCAGGGCCACGGGGAGAGCCAGGUGCAGCUGGCCCAGCUGGACUCAGGGGAAUACCGGGAUUCAAAGGCAUAAAGGGACAUACAGGUUUCCCAGGACAAAAGGGAGAUCUUGGACCUCAGGGCCCCAUAGGGGCAGCAGGAAGACCUGGGCUUGAGGGUGAUCCUGGUCCACCAGGUCCUCAAGGACCACCAGGAGCACCAGGACAUCUGGGUCCUGCAGGUCCCCCAGGUCCACCCGGACCAGCUGGGCCUCUUGGCAUGGGGAUUAAAGGUGACAGGGGCGAAGCAGGAGAGAGAGGGCUGCCAGGCAUGCCUGGUCCCCCUGGGGGACCCGGACAUCCAGGACAGAUGGGAGAACCCGGAAAUGAUGGGCCAGUUGGAAAAGAUGGAGCACCAGGCUUGCCAGGAGAUCCUGGUGUACAUGGACAAAAGGGUGAAGCAGGCUCCCCAGGGCUGAGAGGUCCCCCUGGAGAGCGUGGCCGUCCUGGCCCCCCUGGUGGAGGGGGAUACUCUUCUAAAGACUCUGGAGGAAUUAUGGGACCAACAGGGCCCCGUGGGGAGAGAGGCAGCCCUGGAACCCCUGGACAGGCAGGGCCCCCGGGGCCAGCAGGAGCCCCAGGAAAUGAUGGUGUUGUUAACUAUGAUGAGAUAAGAGCUUUCAUCAGGCAACAGGUCUUAAAGAUCUUUGAUGAGCGAAUGGCCUACUACAUGUCACGAAUGCAGAUGCCAGUGGAGAUGGUAGCAUCCCCUGGCCGACCAGGACCACCAGGUAAAGAUGGGAACCCGGGCUUGCCAGGACCCUCUGGCAUGCCGGGCCGUCCAGGCCAGAUUGGGCGCGAGGGCAGACAGGGACCACUUGGCCCUGCAGGCCCACCAGGUGUAAAGGGAGAGAAAGGAGACAAAGGUGUGGGAGAGAUGGGAGACAGUGGACCACCAGGUCCUCCAGGUAUUCCUGGACCUCCUGGCUAUGGUAAGAUGGGACCAACAGGCCCUUCUGGUCAGCAGGGAAUCCCUGGCAUUCCUGGACCUCCAGGGCCCGCUGGACAAAAGGGCAAAGAUGGCCGUUGCUACCCCUCUGAUUGUAUGAGCGGGCCUGUGGAGUACAACCCUAAGGGCCCCCAAGUCAAAGGUCCUAUGUACUAGAUUGAGAACAUGAGAGAGUAUUAGGGAACUAGAGAGGCUAAAGGGAAAGGAUGAGACCCAUAGCUCAGCAUUCUCAUCACAACAUUCAGUCUGCCUGUGAACUCACCUGAUGGGAUCCCUGGAGAACCAGAGGAUUUAUCCGGCAUUUGUGUCACCUUAAUAUGGCCAAAGCCUCUGGGCCACCAUGGGAAUAAUCUAAAAUCUGUUAAAGGUGAAUUAAUGCAAGGAGGGUUUAAUUUUCAUUCAAUAUCAUGAGUGCAGCAACUCUACAAACUCUCUGGGAAUACCCUGUUUCUCAUCCAUCAUGCCUCUCUUUUAUUUGGAAUUGCAUAACAUCUGAUUUAGAGUUUCUGUUCACUGAUGCUUGACUGAAGAUCUUUGGAUUAAGUGCCCCAACCAAAAAAGAGCUUUUCCUUCUCCUGCUUCCCCACCUUGAAGCCGCUGAUUUACUGCUUCUGAUUGUGCCAUCAGGUCAUCUAUGAGCCACUCUUAUUCUCUGCCAAGGGUAACUAUUUGUGCCUUGUUUUCUCUCCUGAAUUGCAGAUAGUCUUCCAAUUUUGGGUUUUUCUGGCAGCUACUGCAUUUUUCUGAUUUACUGCUUUACUGAGUCAAUGUAUCCCAAACAUUUGUCACUAUCCCUAUAUCUUUCCUUUACAUCAACCUAAUGUCUCGACAUGUCGUGAAAGAAAGUCUGUUGGAUCUUAUUGGGACCAGACAUUGCUAGAUAGAUUCUAGAAUAUCCUCUUGCCCUGCUGUUCUGUGGUUAUGGCACUUGACAAAAAGGUACAAGCAAGAUAUAAUUAUGCUCCCUUAAGGGCUUGUGUUGUACAUAUUUGUAUUUAUAUAUAAUGGCUUUUUUAUACAUUUUUAAUGGAUUGCCAGCAGCACAAGAGAUCUUAUUUGUCCAGUGUAAUCUCAGAUAUUAUGGUAUUUUCAGUAAGACUAAACAAGCCUUUUUGUAAUAUUGAUUGGUUUUAUAUUAAAAUUGAAAUUACUUGAGUGAAAACAUUUACUGAAGAAUGAAAUGGAAAGAUCAUGUUGAUUUGAGCAAUGUUUAGAGACAUACCUUUGUGACCUUACCAUCGGCAUUUCAAACCUCCACUCAAACCUCUUAUUCCUUUUAAACUUGAAUUACUUUGUUUGAAAUAUCAGGUUCACCACAUGCUUCCUCUCAGCUACUCUUUUGCUUUUGAAAUACUUGUAUCAUCCAGAACUGACUCUACUUUUCUCUGCAUUAUAAGAAAGACAUUAGCUGCACCAUCAUCUCUUGUUUAGGUUUCAUGCUGUAUGUUUAAAAGCUCUUCUGAUUGAUACCAUUUGACACAUUGCUGUGUCAGCCAGGUAGCUUACUAUCCUGGUGCAUAAACAGUCAGCACUUUAUCUACUCUCUGACAGGCCUUCAAAACUGUGUGUGUGUGUGUGUGUGUAUGCGUGUGUGUGUGUGUGUGGAAAGAGGCGGAGGAGGAGUGAGUUUGUCAGAGUAGGGACCACUUAAAGGUGCUCUAUGUAGGAAUAAAGGUCAGCUUUCUAUUUCAAAAGUUCAUCUUAAUACUUUUUCUUUUCUCUGUGUAAACAGUGCAUUCUUGCCAUUUGAAACAAUGAACACAUUUAUAAUAUUAGCAAUCAAAGUCAAACCUCUUUGUCUGAGUCUCAGACAACUAAAAACAACUGUGACAAAUGGCAUUAGGGGCUUUUAAUUAGUGCUAAUCAAUUAUGAAUCUUUUCUUGGUGCAGUUUAAACUUUUUUUUUAAAAAUCUCAUAUAAUGCACCUUCAAAGCUACCCCUUGCAACAUAAAGUAAUAUUUCUUCAGUUCUCAAAGCCACAAGUUGAAUUUCAAUUACUUUUGUGAAUUAACCACAUGAAGAUAAUUUAGUCAGAUCCUCUUGAUGAUCUGUUUUGUCAUGCUUGUAAAAGCUUAAAAGAAAAUAAAUUCUCAAUCAUUGUGCCAUUCAUGUUUUAGUUAUAGCUGUGCAAUUUAUUUUCAAAAGAAAAGCAAUAAAUUUUUUACUGCAAA
Messenger RNA from Electrophorus electricus (electric eel), 6939 nucleotides. RefSeq names its product collagen, type XVI, alpha 1 (gene col16a1). Gene Ontology annotation, cellular component: collagen type IX trimer. Gene Ontology annotation, molecular function: extracellular matrix structural constituent conferring tensile strength. Lineage: Eukaryota; Metazoa; Chordata; Actinopteri; Gymnotiformes; Gymnotidae. Gene Ontology annotation, biological process: extracellular matrix organization. The record is from RefSeq and is a predicted model, not a curated record.